Molecule: messenger RNA, 1795 nt
Organism: Osmia bicornis bicornis
Lineage: Eukaryota; Metazoa; Arthropoda; Insecta; Hymenoptera; Megachilidae
Exons: 2
Coding region: 434-1795 (453 amino acids)
Source: RefSeq, a predicted model, not a curated record
GAUUUAAAUUUGGAAUAGCCCGAGUGUUAAAACUUCGAUCGGUGCAACAGUUCAGGGUGUGUGUUCUACUCUCCUUCCUUCAGAAACCAGUCAACAGAGAAACAGCAGCAAUAGAAUUUGGAUUACUAUACGGAAUUUUUCCCCAUAAUCCGAAAGACCCAAGACAGUCGUACGAGGAGAAAUAAAGAAUAAUAGUAACAAGCGAGGAGGAGAUAAGGUGGAAGAGGAAACUGACGGAAAAGAAAGGGGUUAUGGGGAGGCGCCUCCUCUAGCCCGAUAUGACGAAGAAGAUGAUGAAUUAAGAAGAAAAGAAUAUGGAACAGGUAAGGAAUGUAAAAUAAAGGAAAUGAUCACAUUCCAGGAUAGCAGCCCCGGAAAGAUCAUCAAAAGAAAAUAUAAAGAAGAGUCUUCAUAGGAAGAAGAAGCGGGAAACAUGAACGUAAAAAACAAGGUUGGCAGUAUGGCGGAACCAAUAACAGAAAGGAUAGUGCGAGAAAUGAACCAAUCGAAAGGAAGAACUGACAACAAAGACGUAAGUAAAGUUAAAGUUGGUAUUACAAAUAACGGAAAAGAUUCAAAGGAGCACACAAAGGAAGAGAACAACGGCAAGGAAGCAAAAAGAGAAACUAAAGCGAAUAAAGUCAGAAUAAUUGAAUCCACUGGUAUUAAAAAUAAAUAUAGAAUAGUUGAAGAAUUAAACAAAAGUGAGGAAGAAGAGAUUACUACGCAAAGGCUGGGAAAACCCACAGAGAAAAUCAGUAAAAGUGAAAACAAGGUAAGAGAGCACGCGUAUAACAAAGUAAAGGAUGAAAAUGAAGAAUUUUAUAUGGAGGAACUGGAAAGCGGGGAGUAUACCAUAUGUCUUAAUUUAAACAAGGAAAAAAUGUCCACCAAAAGGAAAUAUAAUUUGGUUAAGAUUUACAGUAUAAUUAAUGUUCUAGGUAUAAAGCUGAGAGAAAUAAGAAUGGUCGAAUUCUCAAGGGCCGAACUAACUAUGGGAUCAAGGAAAGAAGCAAACAGAAUUAUAGAAUAUGGUAGGAGAAGAGAAACAGGGUACAAUGCGUACAUACCUAGGAGAAAGCGUACUAGACGAGGUGUCACAAAAGAAUGGGAGGGCACACUGAAUGAGUUAAAGGAGUGCAUAAUGGUAGGACAAGGUGAAUUCGAGGCAAAAAGACUAAAAAGACACAGGUUACGAGAUGGGAAGGCUGUCUGGGAGGAUAGUGACGCUAUUCUUCUAACAUUCAAAGGGGAUUCCCUCCCUACUAGAUUGUAUAUAGGCCAAGGCCACGUGUGGCUCAAGGUGGAACCUUUCAUUGAAUCUGUUAAGCAAUGCUUCCGAUGCUUCCGUUUCGGACACUUACAGGCGGUAUGUAAAGCAAAAUCUAGAAGAUGCAUGGUAGGCAGCGAACAAUUUCAUGGUGAAUGUAAUAAACAGCAGAGAUGUGUAAACUGUGGGGAGGCUCAUAGGGCAAAUGCCAGAGAGUGCCUAAUAUUUCAAAGGGAGAGCGAGCUUAAAAAAACCAUGGCCUACAAAAAUGUUUCUUAUUCUCAGGCUAGAGAGAUCCUCAAGGACAAAUACGUGGGACGUAGAUAUGAUCUUGAUAUUGAAAGCGAAAAAGAAUUCCCCAAGUUGAGAACAGACAAAUAUGAUAGAAACGAAAAAUGGGAAAGAAUGAAUGUUCCUUCAAAAAUUAGGGAUUAUAAUGUGUGGAAUAAAAAUAUGGGAUACAGGAGGAACCAGGAAAGAUACUCCAGCGAUCGCGGCGUCACACGCGCGUUACGUUAUCGAUAG